Penicillium samsonianum is the source of this 2279-nucleotide messenger RNA. RefSeq lists its product as uncharacterized. Bases 765 to 2279 code for a protein of 504 amino acids. The transcript is spliced from 2 exons. The record is from RefSeq and is a predicted model, not a curated record. NCBI's taxonomy places the organism in Eukaryota, Fungi, Ascomycota, Eurotiomycetes, Eurotiales, Aspergillaceae.
GAGUUAUAUAACUGGGCCUCGAAUUUGGGUUGACCGGGUACUUUCGUCCAGUCGUUCACAUCUUCCCUGUUUCCCACGGACCGCUCCUUCAUCUCACACACUAAAGCGGUUCUGCAUUCCGUGUGGUUGGACGAUCGGCGGAUUAGCGCCGGGCUGGGGGUGACGGAGGUGCAUUGUGAGGAGCAAAGAUGGCCGCUACUCGAUCUCACUGGCCCGUUACUCCACUGUGACAAGCUUGGCUGAUCACUUCCGCCGGCCAGUCACACUCCCCUCUCAACGCCUCGAGGUACAGUGCACUUGCAGCAAGAGGGCUUGACUGGCUUUGGGUCUUCCAAUCAUGCCCCUGGUCGCUGCUGCAAAUUCCCCCUCGGCGCUUACUCUGGCCCGACUCAAGUGACGAGAAUCAAAAGCCUGCAUUUUGGUCCCCCCGCCUCUCGGACCAUGCCAGCACUCGAACAUUAUUGAUAUUCAAGGUGCCCAGGCCGGUUCCUGUCACUUUCUGAUUAUCUUCAUUUUUUUUUUCGUUUUCGAUCACCAUCUGCUGUUUAAUACCCGUGUACGCAGGCCUCGCACACGGUAUCGGUGAUUUACUGCAAACCUGAUAUAGUUCAGCCGUUGUCCCACCACACUUGUGGUUUUUGGUGUAUAUUCGACUCGAUUUAGGGUCGUUUAUUCCCAGCAGCCAGUCUUGUGGCCAUCAAGUCGAGAGCUGGUUCUCUUGACCUAAUUGUUUGAUUCAUUUGCCUGCAUUGCUCAUCGAUUCAAUGGCGGUAUCAGACGAUAGCCGAGAGCACUCUCCUCUGACCUACGAGCCCGUUGUGCCUGAGGAUCUCACCCGUGCCUCUUAUCACAGUGCAAUGGGUCCUCCACCACAGCACGCCGUGCGAGAGACUCGCAGUGGCUCUGAUACGAGCAAUGCCUCGCUCAAGAGUCCGCGCACUGCUCGAUUCGCCGAGGCCACAUCAAUUCACUCUCCCAUCGAUCGCACAGAAGCUGGACGAUCACCCUUCGCCGACCCUCCCAGGACUCAGGCGAGGGGAGAUGUUGGAGAUGUGGGAUUCGGUUACGUGGCAGCGAACAAUGAGCAUGCGAAUGACCAGGUGCCAAUGUCACCUUUCCGACCUGACCUGAAGGUGCCGCAGACAGCCAAGUCAUUGAACCCGCUCAGUCCAACUUUCCGCGAGGAGUACUUGCUUGAGAAGCAAGAAAAGAAGGCUGAAGUCGAGAAUGCCCGAGACCUGAGAAUCAAACUCCGCGUCCGGAUCGCCAAGGUCUUUCUGCGUUUCGUCAACUUCGGCUGCAGUCUGAUCGUGUUGUCUCUGCUAGCCGUGACAUUGACUGUCUUCAACGCAACCAAGCACCUGCCCACUCGUAAUAGCCUUCCUGCUUGGGCAGAGGGCACCAACCCCUGGGCCCAGUACCUCCUUCUUGGCAUGGCUUGCGUUUCCUUGUUCGCCUGUCUAAUCGUGUUCUGGGCCUACCGAAAGGGCGGCCACGGACGCGCCGAGAAAGCCGCCGUCUACUACACCAGCUUCUCGAUCGCCUUCUUCGCCGUGAACCUGAUCAUGUGGAUCGUUGGUGCAGCAGUCUACCAGCACUCCAAAUCCACAGGAAACAACAAGGACAUGUGGGGAUGGUCCUGCGCGCAGAACACCCGCGAGCAGAUCUACCACAACAGCGUCGACUAUGCUCUCCUUUGUCGUCUACAAGAUUGGGGCCUCGUCUGCGCCAUCAUCGAAAUCGUCAUCGAAGUCCUAGUGAUCCUGAUCUACGUGGUAGUCUUCUACCGCGUCUGGAGCAAGCGCAAGCUGAUGAAGUCCAUGGACACCCGCGACAACGCCCGUUCAGAUCUAUAUCUCGCCCAGCUGCGCCUGCAAUCCGCCCCGAACACCCCCGGCUUCGCAGGCUUUGCUUCCUACCCUCCCAAGUCCCCUUUCUACGCCGCCGGUCCUGUGGACCCCUACUCGGCCGCUGAGAAGGGCCAGGCUCAACCCCAGACUACUCAGUAUGCCUCACCGCGCUCGCCUACCCGCCCUACCCCAUCCUUCCAGCUCCAGCCGCCUCCUAUCAAGGUCCAGCAGCCAACCCCGCAGACUGCCCAGGAGGAGUUCGCUCCUCCUUCCCAUUACUCGCAGUCGCCGCCUCCUCACAGCCAGCGCCAGAGUCCGCCUAUGAAUAGGGGUAGUGCUCCCGGUGAGCGCACCUACGAUUCCGUCCCGAUUCCUGGAGCUUACCAGAGCCCUAUGGUACCGGCGUUCCCUGCCCCUGUACGCAAGUAA